GGCAACGAAGGAAUGACAGUCCCAUGAAUGGCAACGAAGGAUGACAGAUAGCUACAUUGUUAUCCUUAGCUGGCCUUCCUGCCCAUAUACACAGACAUCUGAAUCAUUAUUAUCAGGAAGAGAAAUGAAGAUUUGCUACUGCCACCACAACACAACAAACCUCUAUACCACAUUCGAUGUGAGUAUGGCUAAUCCCAAAUCCCAAAAUGACGCACAUCCCAUGUGAGCAAGCACACAUGCCUGCUCCCUCUUAUGGCUGCUGCUAACAGUAGGUGAAGGGGAGGGAGGGGAAGGAAGGAAGGAAGGAAAAGUGGGUUUUCCUGUUUACAACUUUCUGAGAGAAGAAAAGCAUAGCUAAGGAGAUGUGGGAGGGGAAGAAAGAAAAGAAAAGAAUAGACAGAGAAGCAAGGAAGCCAGGAAGCAAAACAGAACAGCAUCAGUCUGUUUGGAGAAAAAGAGCAAAGAGAAGAGACAACAAAACAAGCAUCCUCCUCUUUUCUUCAUCUUCCCACCACCCACAUGCCUCUCUUUCCUUGAUGCUGCAAAAAAACUCCAUUACCCAAGUCCCCUCUCUAAUAAAAAUAUAUAUUCAAUAUUACCACAGACAUUCUUUUGCUUUGUUUUGUAAUUCCCAUGGCCUAAUUGCUUCCUCCCUUCACAUAAUACUUACCCUUCCCCUUUCAAUUGAUGAUAACUCAAUCCUAACUCUACAAAAACUUGUGCAUCCUCCCCCUCUCCACCACAAGAACCAAUCCCACCAAGCUUCUUCCAAAAACAAAAGAAUUGUUGAUGCCUCCUCCCCAAUCUGCAUUUAGGUCCCUUCUUCACCAC
Molecule: messenger RNA, 831 nt
Organism: Linum tenue
Lineage: Eukaryota; Viridiplantae; Streptophyta; Magnoliopsida; Malpighiales; Linaceae
Source: the annotation of a GenBank genome assembly